CACUCACGUUGGUACAAGACGAUACCAAUGAGACGACGAAGAUAUGCUCCAAGCGUACACUUGUGUGCUAUUCUUGCACCCUGGCGGGGAUGAGACGAGGCUUGUCCUCCUUGGCCAAUGGCAUCUGCCAUCGACCUCUGGCCGACUAUGUUUCUCGACCUCAGAUCAGCACUGAAUGUGCAGCCACCCUCUUUGUCACGCAAUGCUCAUGCGCCAAAGGACAUAGCCAGAUCCGUGCAGUUGUACUGCCUAUGCCUACGCGCUCGCCUACUCGCUGAGGCCUCCCGGCACUGCGCGUUUGGUCACCGACUACAGCUCGCUACUGCCGCUAGUUUCAAGAUCCACCUGGUAUACGCUCGCUCGUGAGCUCGAGCGAUGCAGUAUGAGUACCCUCCUCCUCCAGGCCCGCCCGGCGGCACUCCAGGUAGCGCUGGACCUUUUCCCAGCCCGCCCGCGUCUUCUGGAGUCGUACCAGGUCGUACACACGGCCAGAGGAGUCCCUAUGUGCCAUCAAUAACCACGCAGUUCUUGGGAUCCCAGGGUGGAACUGCGUCUCAGGCCUCGACGCCUGCUUCUGCGAACCACUUAUCGCCGCACUUUGCUUAUAAUACUCCGAGGACACCCAGUGGCCUCAAUAAUCAAAUCCAUGGUGGCCUGACUCCUUCAACACCAGGCGCGCCGCCUCGUAGUCCGAGCAUGGAGCCUUACAACCCACAGCAAUGGAGGAAUCGAGGGCAGGUGUCAGGCUCGCAGAUGGUCUUUCAGCAGCGCCAUGGCGCGAUGCCCAUGAGCACCACGAACAUUACCGGAAUGGAAGCUGCUAUGCCAUCGCCGCCACCACCGUAUUCCCCGUCACCAACCUCUACGCCGGAUCAUGGCUCGCGUGCUAUGAUCACUUCACAAGUCGUAGAACCCAACGCCUUUACUGGUUCGCCAAUGACAGAUCGCGCCCUUUCAAAUUCGCCUCAAGUAGCUGCUCAAGCCAGCUUUCCCCCUCCACCAUCGCAGCAAUCAUCGAGGCAUCGCGAGCGAUCAGCUUCUGGGCUUGGCCAAAGGGCACUCAUGAGCCUGCCUGGGUUUAGAGGAAAGCAACCGGCUGUAGACCCCCACCCAGUACAGCAAAACGCGCCGGUUCACGCAUCGGCCAUUGUCGAUGCAAGACCGCCAGCGGCCAGAAGAGCAGCAAGCACAGGUCACGUCUACAUGGGUGGCUCAGCUAUCGCGUCCUCAUCCACCUCUGUUGGUCGUGCAUCACCGGACAACCACUGGCAACCCGGAAUGGCUCUACCUGGCCCUCCAGCUGGCGCGCCUCCCCCAGGAAUGCGUUCACAAAGCUUGAAUCGUUCAAUUGGGGGUUCCGGGUCUAGCAGUCCAGCACCAGAGCGAGCGUCUGAAGCACCAAGACAAAGACGCGCCAUGGCUGCACCAAGUCUCGGCCCUGUACCACCCACACCAGCCGAUUGGGUCGACCGUGACGAACGCAGCACUGAGCCUGAGCCGCCUAUGCCGCAACAGCACAUGUCGGUAGCACCUGAAGUCCAGCCACUGCGCAUAGAUACUGGAACACAGCGAGAAAACUCGUUGUCUCGCAGGCCAGCUCAGCGCGAUACUAGUACUCAGGGCAUCAGGGAGCGCAGGUCUCAGAGUCGUGCAGCCCUGGGAGCUGGUGAUGAGAAUUCCAGGCCUGCGAAUCUCAUUUUCGCCACGGAAGAGGGUUCUAUCAGCAGACGUCGCGGACAUAUGCGAACAGCGUCAGGUCAUGGUGAUUCACCUUCAGCCCAAGGGCAGUCCACACGUACGCCACAUUCUGCGUCCAAGCUUGCCAGUACUGUCCUCACCCCUCCGUAUACACCUGCUGUUGGCAAGCAGCCAGCUGCGUCUUCGAAACACGUAAGACCGUUAGGUAGUGCAGCGAGCGAUCGGCCUAUCUCUCAUCUGUUGCAUACACCAAACGAGGAAGGCAUGCCUGCACCUCUGAGCCCUGCAAGACCUCCUUCCGCAGGAUCGACGAAGGCCCCAAUGAAGCUGGACGCAUUUGGGUUGCAAGCCAUCGACCGACAUCGCGCGUUUGUGGAGAAGGAAGCGGCAGCGACCUCUGAUGAAGAGCGUCUCGAGCUCUUUGCUUCGUUCAUCGUCCACGAAUCACGAGUAAGACGGGACCGCUACAGCGCAGCAUACAACGCGAUGGCCGGCGACAUUCUUGAUCUGACGAGAGACAUGUGGCGUUCUUACAACUCCAAAGGCGGGCGCAGAGCUGUAACCCCAAGCACUUCGAUGUCCUCGAUCGAUCCUAGCCUUCCUGCUUGGGCAUCGGAUAGCGUACCGAAUUCGGCUCAUGGCAUGCCUAGUUCGGCGUCAUCUAUGGGAGACUUUACUCCCGCGACUGAUGUAGGCUCAGUAGGAGACUUUGGCGAAGGAUUCGAGCGCACCGAAGCACGACAAUGGGCAGAUUCCUUCAAGCCAUCUCUGUCACCAAUACCUAGCAUGGCCGUCAGCACUGCGCCUGAUGAGAAUGAUUCGCGAGGCCGUACCGCUAGCAGGUGGUGGGAAGGCACACAAUCUGGUGCUGGCUCGAUAGGUCGACCUGACCGGAUGGAGAAAACGCGUCGAGAGACAAAGUACAUGGGCGUUGACCCAGCAACUCUUCAAGCCAGUGGUGAAGCCACCCCGGAAGCAUCGGUUGCCGAGUCCAGCAGACCUGCGUAUGGUUAUGGGCCAAACGAAUAUCCACCUGAGAAAGUGGGUUGGCACGAGGCAGAGCUCGAGACGCCAAUCCAGACGCCUCACCGCACGCAAGAGCGCAGGAUCUCCACGCCUGGCAUGCUCGUACUGGACGUUUCUCGACUUGUGACGCUACCGCCUCCAUUCCCUCGUCAUCAUCCAGCUGUCAACAACAAUCACCCGCUUCUUCAGGACUUGCGCACGGAGCACCGCGUUCUGUCAGACCACAGCGAGAUACAAAAGAUCAAGGACAGUUAUCUCGAUCAAGACUUUGCGCUUACUCGCGAGCAGCAGGAAUCAGCAAAGAAGCGACGUGGUAGCCUUCGAGCAGGAAUUCAGUCCAAAAUUGCCGAAGGGACUAUGUCGUUCGCAGAUGCGGCAAAACGUGAGGCUGAUUUCGAUGUAGAAGAAGCUGAGCGUGGCAAGGCCACAGCGCGUUCGAACUUCGAGGUCUUCGAGAACAGCGUGUCGCAUCCGCUAAACACAUUGCUUACUGACCGACUUCAAAGAGCCAACGACAGCAUUCGCCAGCUGCGAGCAGACCUUGAAAGCGGACAUCAUUCUGCGGAUCCCAAUCGUGCACUCGAAGAAGGAGAUCAGCAUCCCGAGCGCCUGGAGAAGCUCACGCUGCUGAAGUGGAUGUUUGAGGCGAGAGAGCUGCUGCACAAAGAGAUGUUCGAUUUGCAUGCAAUGCGAAGCGACAAAUAUUCCGAGGUGAUCCUCACGCCUUACCGGAUUUCGAAAGCCCAGCCAAAAAUUGAUGAAGCGACGUCGUUUUUCAAGAAGGACAGCGUGGAACGACAGACGGCCUUCGCCAAGGAGUCCUUGAAACGAUUCGAAGAACUGCAAUCGAUCCUCGAGAGCAAUGUCUCUAGAGGCGUUGAGGACCAACUCUCGUCGUUUUGGGACAUUGCACCUGGCUUGCUCGAGGUCAUCCAGCACAUUCCGAUGCAAAUGUCAUCAUUUGAAGUACAGAUUCCACCCCAGGAAUAUGAAGAGAACCCAUCAUACCAUCAGCACCCAUUGCAGUACCUGUUGAGUCUGCUUUGCCACGCGGAGAAGAGCGCGUAUCAAUUCAUCGAGAGUCAAACGAAUCUGCUGUGUCUUCUUCACGAGGUACGCACUGGUACAACUAAAUCGAGGUUACGCCUACUGGAGAUUGAACGCGGCGCAGAAGGAUCAAGCGACAGUGAUGUACGAGCAGAGUUGCUCCAAGCUAGACGGGAAGCAGAAGACUAUCUCACACGAGACUUGAAGGACAAGGUCGGCGAGGUCGAGAGACAGUGGCAAGAAGCCAUCGGAGACGUGCUCAAGGAAGUGAAGGAGAGGGUGACGAUGUAUCUGGAGGACACCGGUGGACUGGACGAUGAACUCCACGAGUGAUGCUGAGAGUUUCUUGUGAGACGCGUUCAAGCGAUUAUUCAUCAUUUGCCGCCAUGUACGAGAGAGUUUCAGGCGUGGCUGUCUGAGCACUUUGCGCGGUUACAAGGGGAUUUCAUUCUAUAGUGUGCAUAUUAACAACGGAAUAUCUCAUCCGCAACAACAUUGUCCUACUCCUGGUACCAAGUGGGAGGGCAUAGACCCAACCAAGCUUGACAAAUGAGGAAGAGCCGCCAUGUGACCAGAGAGCAAAUCAAAACACUUUCUUGCCCUUGCUGCCGUCUUCGACGCCUUUGGCAAUUUUUGCCGCACCAUCUUCAACACCGUUUGUGAUGCCUUGCAAACCAUCGCCAACGGCUUUGGUCCCUGUGGUGUUAUUGAUUGUGUCGCCAACGCCCCGCCCGAGAGCACCGACCACGCCGCCGACUGUGCAUCGGAAUCAGUUGGAGGCCGCUGCGGAG
Messenger RNA from Cercospora beticola, 4562 nucleotides. RefSeq lists its product as uncharacterized. The record is from RefSeq and is a predicted model, not a curated record. Lineage: Eukaryota; Fungi; Ascomycota; Dothideomycetes; Mycosphaerellales; Mycosphaerellaceae.